AACCAUCAUCCAUUCACAUAAUAUUCUUAUUCUCACCUUUCUUAAAAUUAAACACUCAUACAUCCUAAGGUAUAUCAAAUAGCUAGCCAGUAUUAGAGUUAUGGAUACUAACUGUGGGCCCCUAUUAAAUACACAACCCAAGAUGCAGCAUGGUGAAAACGAGAUGUUAGGCCUCAGAAAAGGUCCAUGGACGGUUGACGAGGACACCAUUCUGGUCAAUUACAUCACCACCCAUGGUGAAGGUCACUGGAAUUCCGUCGCACGAUGUGCAGGUUUAAGGAGGAGUGGGAAGAGUUGCAGAUUAAGGUGGCUGAACUACUUGCGCCCCGAUGUGCGGCGUGGAAACAUCACACUCCAAGAACAAAUACUAAUUCUCGACCUUCACUCUCGCUGGGGCAACAGGUGGUCGAAGAUUGCACAGCACCUGCCAGGAAGAACGGAUAAUGAAAUAAAGAACUAUUGGAGGACGAGAGUGAUAAAACAGGCGAAGCAACUCAGGUGCGAUGUCAACAGCAAAGAGUUCAGAGACACCUUGCGUUAUGUGUGGAUGCCGCGCUUACUGGAACGGCUUCAGCCCACAUCGGAAAUUCUCCAGCCUCAGAUGAAACUGGACCCAGGCCCAACUGAAAUUCAGGGCUUUCACGGUUUAGAUUCGGUGACGGAGUGGAGUAAAGGGAGCCACCCCGCCGGUUCUUAUUCUUAUUCGGACUCAUCAUCCGUGGAGCUCCAAGUUCAUUCGAAUUCAGACCAUAGCGAUUGUUCGGGUUCGGGUCUGGAUCCGUGGGGGAGUUUGAAUAUGCAGAUGUGGGAAGAAGGGAAUGGUGGGGGUGAAUCGUUGGAAAGUUUGUGGAAUGAGCUCGAAAUAAAAUACAGUUCCCUUCCGUGACGCAUUGUGCAAGGCACAGACAGUGUCAAAAGUUGAGCAUGCGCUUCUUUGUAUUGUUUUCCUCACUUUGUGUGUACAGAUUAGAUAUUAAACUUAGCCACGUGCCUUAUAAAAGUUUACAGCAUUUCAAAUAUUGAUUUUUCUUUAUGUUUAUGUUUGUGUAGCCACAGGAUUGAAGGGUUUUGCUACAAUUGCGUUUCGUAGCACCCAACUCAUUUAUCAUGCACCCGAAUUGAGCUAUUUUUUUGAUAUUGAUAUUGGGUAUUGUUGA
This is a messenger RNA of Vigna angularis (adzuki bean), 1157 nucleotides long. RefSeq names its product transcription factor MYB2. The coding region runs from base 101 to 886 and encodes 261 amino acids. Gene Ontology annotation, cellular component: nucleus. Gene Ontology annotation, molecular function: sequence-specific DNA binding; DNA-binding transcription factor activity. The record is from RefSeq and is a predicted model, not a curated record. Gene Ontology annotation, biological process: regulation of DNA-templated transcription. The transcript has 3 exons. Lineage: Eukaryota; Viridiplantae; Streptophyta; Magnoliopsida; Fabales; Fabaceae.